CAAAGCUCAACUUCAGCCUGCAGAGGUUCUUCUGCAGCCCCGAACCUUUAGUGGCAGCUCUGCUCGUCUCGCAAGUGAAAGAUGAAAUAUUGCUUUUACGUUUUCAUUCAUUCAUUUUGACUUUUAAAAACACUUUACAACACCUUACUUGUUGAGCUUGCUUCUUUCAUCUGAAUGUGAGACAUGAGACAGGCUUAAAACCAUGACUGUUUUAUUCUUUCACUUAAACUGUGAACAUUUUUUGGAAAUUUUAAGCGAAGUUACAAAACCUGAGUUGAAAUGUCCUUCAGAAAAUGUGUUGACGAAUCCUAAAAGAUUUUAUUGUACAGAAACCAAAAGGAUGCUCGGCUUAUGGAGCCUAAUGGUGUAACUUAUCCUGCAAGUUUAACCUGUGAGAUGCAAAACAUUCAAAAGGUUUGACAGUUUCUCUUCAGCUUAUUUGUUACCCAGUGCAGUACCGUCAGAGCCCACCAGGGGGCUUCAGCCGCACACUUAGGAUAUUCAGUGCAUACUCGUCACACCAGGCAUGAAAGGUUGUUAAAGAGAGGCUGAGAGCGCCUCUGGCAGAUGUCUGAAAAACAAAAGCUUAAUGAAAACUGUUUUUACACAGUCUUCAACUUCAGUUUGAAUUUGGUUAAAAGUGGAGGGUCGUCUCUGUCCUCGACACCUGAGGUCCGCACCUCGUUAGGAAACGAUGAAUUUGAUGUUCAGAGAAACACCAUGUGACAAACACCACGUGAUUGACAUUUAGACAAGUAUAAAGACUUUUCCGGUCAUGUUUAAAAAAUGAUGAGCGCCUGUGUGGCUGUUUGAUCACAACUAUUUUACAAACAUGUCAUUUAAAAAAAGUCAAAUGUUUGAAACACCGCUCAAACCACUGAACGUGAUAUACGUGUCUGCUAAACUUUCACCUUUUAAACCAACUUCAUCCCAGUUUUAGGCUUCAGUCAUGUCCAGUGUGCCAUUUAGACACCUUUGGACAGGGUUUCUAAUGCUUUGUUCAGCGGAUAAACGGAUAAAGUGAAAUCAAAUGAGAAAAACACCAUCACUAUGACGUCAUUAAGAGAGCAUUAACACAUGGGGGGUAAUGUGUUUGACAAACGCAGGAAAGAUGCAGAUUUCAUGGCGGCAGCUUCAAAACAAUCAAAGCAGGAUUUGUUAAUUCUAAAAAUAUUUGCUAAACUGUCAGGAUGCGAGCAGAGCUUCCUGCUGACCAGCGCUGAAAACACACCCAUCGUUUACCCUUAAACAUGUCGCUGGUUCCUCCACCUUCAGCUGCGUCCUUGGGUGGAGAGAGGCGUUCAAAGCCGCUGCUCUCUGACGUCACGCUCAGGAAGAAAGUUUGGGUUGCUGUUUGUUGGGGGGCGGGGCCUGUGCGGAGGAGGGGAGCGGUGAUGCUGAGGAGGAGUAACCGAGGAAGAGCAACAGGUUUCAGUGUGCUGAUGGGUUCACGAGGACAGAGCACGAGCGUAUGAAGAGGACCGGAUGAAAGGUACGGAACACAGCUGUUAAAGACACCUGAUGCUGCAGUCUGAUCCGCUCACCUGGGACUGAACACACACACACACACAAACAAACAUGGCUGCUAACGCACGUUCAGACCCACCCAUCCUCACAGAGCAGGAGGAGUUACAGAGAAGAGCCAAUCAGGUCACAGAUGAGUCACUGGAGAGCACGCGGCGGAUGGUUCAGUUGGUUGAGGAGAGUAAAGAUGUUGGGAUCAGGACUGUGGUGAUGUUGGAUGAACAAGGAGAGCAGUUGGAGCGUAUUGAGGAGGGUAUGGACUCCAUCAACAGGGACAUGAGAGAGGCAGAGAAGAAUCUGACAGACAUGGCCCAGUGCUGUGGCCUUUGUAUCUGGCCACUCAGGAAACUAAAGGCUUUUGAGGAGAGUGGGGCAUACAAGGCAGUUUGGGGCAGAGCCUCAAGCCAGGAUGGCGUUGUAGCCAAUCAGCCGCCGUCAUCUCGGGUCGUGGAUGAGAGAGAGCAAAUGAUUAUGAGUGGAGGAUACAUACGAAGGGCGACCGGCGACGCCCGCGAGGACGAGAUGGAGGAGAACCUGGCACAUGUGGGCAGCAUCGUCGGAAAUCUGAAGAGCAUGGCCCUGGACAUUGGCAACGAGCUGGAAACACAGAAUUCCCAAAUCGACCGCAUACAGGGAAAGGCUAAUCUCAACGUUACCCGAAUCAGCGCUGCCAACCAGAAGGCUACCAACCUCAUGAAACGAUAGAAGUGCUCUUCCAGUCUUUUUCUAUUAAACUGUGCUUUUGCGUGCUGUGCCAAUAUGCUGACCCUGUUAUUUUAAACCUCCCAUUACUCACUUUUGACAGUGAAAUGUGCUGUAAAACUCAUCUAGAGGCCGUAAGGGGUUUAAAGUGGAGCUCUUUAUUCCGUAACCCGUAUUUUAACAUUCCUGUUCGUUCCCCAGAUAUCAUAAUAGAAAGUCGUAGUUUUGUUUAUUUGUAUAAAAUGUGACCUAUGAUUAUUAUAAGUCAGUUUGCAAUGCAAUGUACGCUCUGUUUUACCCCUCAGCGUGGCCUCCUUUAGCUCUUGGGAACCUUUAAUGGACCCUGUGGGGAAAAAAUGGGUCACUCCAGCAGCACCAUCACUGCCAGCAGUAGCAGUAGAGAGCACAAUCACACAAAUACGUCAAUUUGUGUGAAGAGCGGCUGUCCCUGCUGUGGUGUUAUGAAACAUGAGCCCAUACGUCGCCUUUUCCAUCUGCCGGACGGACAGGGGAAUAACGGCAUCUGUGCAGCAAAAUGUUCUGAAAAGCAACCAGUCCAGUCCCAAAUUACACAACCCUGUAAUUCCACUUUCUCCAAAAUCUGCCACUGUGGAUGAAACACGUAUGUGACGGCGCCCUCUGUCGGCCCAGUCGGGUAUUGCCCAGAAGAAGGAAAUACGUAUUUCCCCACAAUGGAGGAUCUCUGGCGACACCAAGCGGACGCAAGCGGAACAUGCAUUCUUCCUGGCCUCUCCCAUCUUCCUUCUGUCUCCAUGUUGAUAGAAAAUGGUGGUGACACCAAGUGACGUUGUUGCUGAUUUUACGACCCUGUCUCUCAGUCGUGCACAUCAAAGGUUUGCUGACAAUGCCAAAAGUCACCAUAUCCUAAAUGAUUUGUACUUGAUGUCUGUGUUUGUAAUGUUAGCCAAUCAGGGAGAUCCUUAAGUAAACUAUGCUGUCUUUUUAUUAGCUGCUAGGUUUGAAAUCGUCCAUUGGGUAGAAGCUGUUUUUUGUUUAAUUAUGUACUGAUGAGUAAUAUAGUACAAAUCAUAGAAGUGUAGAUGAUGCUGACCUAUGUUGACCUAAAAAGGCCUUCAUGUGCGUAACUACAAGGUAACUACUACAGCUGAGGAUCACUUGUGUGUGUUUGCUACGAUGAACUGUUGAAAUGUGAACGUAAUGAAUAAAAAAAAAAGUGCGCAGGAAUAUAGCGUACGUGAUUUUGGGACUAAUUAAUUAUGUGAGGCGGGAGGAGGGGCUGGGAGGGUGAUGGUAGUCAUUAAAUAUUCACCGUGUGGCUGAACGUGCAGACUUCGUGAGUUUGGUGACUGGUGUGUUGGGAAUGGGAGUGACUGGUGCAUACGCUUCUGCGGCACAUGGGGGCGCGCAGCGGCCUGAAAAUGUUGCGCGUUCGAGGAAGAAGGAGGAAAAAAACCACACGCGCUGCGUGAAUAGAGUCUGCGCAAUUCGCUUGUUCUCGUCACUCCGAACUUUCGGGAGAACCACGAAGGAAGGAGGGGAGAACAGCGCCAUUUGCCUGGUCCUGUGCAGUCAGCCAGGCGUGUCUAGUCCCGACUGGCAGCUGGAUCAGGAUCAGCUAGUCGUGGAGGGCGGUGAAUUUGGACUCGGUCUCUGUUUUAGUGGGCCGUCCGAGGCAGCGGUGGAGCCAUGUCAGCC
This is a messenger RNA of Haplochromis burtoni (Burton's mouthbrooder), 3903 nucleotides long. Its product is annotated as SNARE_SNAP25N and SNARE_SNAP23C domain-containing protein. Lineage: Eukaryota; Metazoa; Chordata; Actinopteri; Cichliformes; Cichlidae. Gene Ontology annotation, cellular component: SNARE complex; plasma membrane. The transcript is spliced from 9 exons. Gene Ontology annotation, biological process: synaptic vesicle fusion to presynaptic active zone membrane; synaptic vesicle priming; exocytosis. Gene Ontology annotation, molecular function: SNAP receptor activity; syntaxin-1 binding; voltage-gated potassium channel activity. The coding region runs from base 1579 to 2229 and encodes 216 amino acids. The record is from RefSeq and is a predicted model, not a curated record.